Xenopus laevis (African clawed frog) is the source of this 5007-nucleotide messenger RNA. It is a transcript of the gene pth1r.L, whose product is annotated as parathyroid hormone 1 receptor L homeolog. The record is from RefSeq and is a predicted model, not a curated record. Gene Ontology annotation, biological process: adenylate cyclase-activating G protein-coupled receptor signaling pathway; G protein-coupled receptor signaling pathway; adenylate cyclase-modulating G protein-coupled receptor signaling pathway. The coding region runs from base 1293 to 2912 and encodes 539 amino acids. Gene Ontology annotation, molecular function: G protein-coupled peptide receptor activity; transmembrane signaling receptor activity; peptide hormone binding. NCBI's taxonomy places the organism in Eukaryota, Metazoa, Chordata, Amphibia, Anura, Pipidae. The transcript has 13 exons. Gene Ontology annotation, cellular component: plasma membrane; membrane.
AACUUUCUCUUUUUAUGAAUGAAGUGGAGACUGUGGAGUAGAGAAGCUGCUGCCCAUUCCCAGCCCUGAGCCCCUCUCUGCUCCCUCCCCGGCCCCUCUCAUCUCUCUCAUUCGCUUCAGCUUCUUCUUUCUCUACUGAUGAUCUGGAAGCUGUCGGGUCGGUAACAGGGAGAGGGGUCGCGCUGCACUGAGGUCUCCUGGGUUCACUCAUCAGUCUGCCGGGAGAGAGCGAGAGGGAGCGAUACAGACAAGUUGUAGAUCCUCAGGUCGCAUCUGUUUAACCACAACCGAUCCAACUGGAAAGAGCAACUGCAGCAGAACAUUUAUCUGUCCAGAGUUCCCAGCCAAUAUGAUCCGGAGGGAUCGUAUCCAUGAGAAUAACAGUGUGGACUUGACUUGUGUCCUGAGAUCACUUCUCUGCUGACAAAACAGUCGCGACCACGGACAUCGCAAUCCUGAGAUAUCCCCCCCUAUCCCUCAGGACAGCAGAUCUCUCCACACAGGAGACCCCGUGGACCAUACCAAUAGUGGAGGAAAGGGGGUGAGACUUUGGGUUGGACAGCAGGACUGGUUGCUUCCCAUGGCGGUGCCCUGAUCUCAAGCAGGGGGGGAGCUCGGGUUUCUGAAGCCUCAGUGAGUAUUAAAUAAAAAAGAAGAGGAAUACAAGUUUGGCUGCAGCAUUGGAGCAAAGUAAACACCCCCAUGUCACUGAUUCCAUGUUCUGAUGGAAACCCCCUCCCCCCAGAGACCCCCAACUGCUCUCAUCACACACAGGUCCCACUAUGACAUUCCCACUUUGUGGCACAGAAAGGAAUCCCACUCAUAUAAUUGCUUUGUAAAAUAAUCUGCAGCAUUUUCUCCUGUCAGUGAGGGGAAAGAGUUGGGUAAAUAACAGCCCUGGAAUAGAUCAGCAUUUGCUCUUCCCCAUUCGACCCCUGACAGACUCUGGUUCCUUUCCCUCUGCUCCAGGAUAUAAAGGGGAAGCUGAACUGCACCUCUGACACAUGGAUGGGAUUUCUGUGCUGAGACACUGGCAGAUAUGACUGUUUCCUACUGGGUCUGCCGCUUCUUCUGCAACUACUGACUGACUGCUACUGACUGCUGCUACUACUAGCCUUCUGGACUCUCGGGCCAUGGCAUGUGGGUCACAAGGCAAGAGCCAAACUGGAAUUCUGCUGGACUUGCUUGUAGUCAGUCUCACUGGGCAGCCUGGACCAAAGGAGUGUUAGAGCCAAACUGUUGGUCCUGCUCUUUGCCCCGGGGCAUCUUUGGAUGCUGCCAGCGCCUUGGAUAUGGGAUCAAGUCUGGGUUGUUCCUGCUUCUGCCUGGUCUUCUGCUGCUCCCUCAUCACUUCUGCCUGCGCCCUGGUGGAUGCUGAUGAUGUCAUAACUAAGGAAGAACAGAUUUUACUCUUGUUGAACGCUAAAGCGCUGUGUGAGAAACACCUGAGUUCAAGGGCAUCCAAGGCACACGAUAGCUCAUGCUUGCCUGAGUGGGAUGGAGUUGUCUGUUGGCCUGAAGGAUUGCCUGGAAAUACUGUGUCAAUAUCUUGCCCUGAAUACAUCCACGAUUUCAACCACAAAGGCCAUGCAUAUCGAAGGUGUGACAUGAACGGUAGCUGGGAGCUGGUGCCUGGAAAUAACCGAACAUGGGCAAAUUAUACAGAGUGUCCAAAGUACCUGUUAAAUGAGACCAAGGAAAGGGAGGUAUUUGAUCGCCUUUAUUUGAUAUACACCGUUGGUUAUUCCAUCUCCCUUGGAUCCCUAACAGUGGCUGUUCUAAUUCUGGGAUAUUUUAGGCGACUUCACUGCACACGGAACUACAUCCACAUGCACCUCUUUGUGUCAUUCAUGCUGAGGGCUGUCAGUAUCUUUGUGAAGGACGCGGUCCUCUACUCGGGUUCUGCUCUGGAAGAAAUGGAGCUAAUAUCCGAAGAAGAUUUAAGAUCUAUUACAGAACUCCCUCCAGCUGACAAGAUGCAAUUUGUGGGGUGCAAAGUGGCCGUCACAGUUUUCCUCUACUUCCUCGCAACCAACUACUACUGGAUCCUGGUGGAGGGACUCUACCUACACAGUCUCAUUUUCAUGGCUUUUAUAUCCGACAAGAAAUAUCUCUGGGGCUUCACGUUGUUUGGCUGGGGGGUACCUGCCAUCUUUGUUUUGAUUUGGGCACGGGAGCGGGCAACGGUGGCAGAUACAGAGUGCUGGGAUCUGAGUGCAGGGUAUUUAAAAUGGAUCAUUCAGGUGCCUAUCCUGACCGCUAUAGUGGUAAACUUUGGACUUUUUAUCAAUAUUGUUAGAGUUUUAGCUACAAAACUGAGGGAGACCAAUGCAGGGAGGUGCGAUACCCGUCAACAGUACAGGAAGCUGCUGAAAUCUACUCUCGUCUUGAUGCCUCUCUUUGGAGUCCACUAUAUAGUAUUUAUGGCCUUACCAUACACCGAAGUGUCAGGGAUCCUGUGGCAGGUUCAAAUGCACUAUGAAAUGCUCUUCAACUCCUUCCAGGGUUUUUUUGUGGCCAUUAUUUACUGCUUCUGCAAUGGAGAGGUACAAGCAGAGAUCAAGAAAUCAUGGAGCAGAUGGACAUUGGCUCUUGAUUUUAAGAGAAAAGCUAGGAGUGGGAGCACCACCUACAGUUAUGGACCAAUGGUUUCCCACACUAGCAUUACUAAUGUAACCACACGGGGGACUUUAGCCCUGCAUCUCAAUACAAGACUUGUAUCUACAGCCCUCAAUGGCCACAGGAACUUGCCAGGUUAUGUGAAAAAUGGCUCUUUAUCUGAAAACUCCAUACCUUCCUCAGGACCAGAUCAAUAUAACAAAGACGAGGAAUAUGUAAAUGGCUCCGGACUGUAUGACGGCGAAAGACCUACCACUGCAGUGGUAGAAGAAGAAAGAGAAACUGUAAUGUAAAUAUAAAAUAAAUUCCAUUGCAUCUUGAAGUGGAAGGCAGUAUCCCAUAGAAGCAACCAGUUUGGUGGAACAAUCUACCGGUUCUUUGUGGACCAAGAGAUGGAUGUGUGGUCUGCUUCCAAUGAAGUGCUUCAGAAAAAAAAACAUGGUUGGUUUCUUCUGAACAGCAAACUAGUUACAUUUUAUAUUUCACAUCUGUCCCACGAGAGCACUAAAGCACAGAAUCACAAUUCCCAAGUAAUGAUCUUCAUUACAGACAUGCAUUCUAAGAUGUUCCAGUUCAUUCUUUUCAGUGACUCAAAGGUUUUAUUGUUCUUCACAAAAUUAUUAUUAGUCCUCUAUGUUAGAGACCUAUAUGUAAAUGGUUGUGAUUUCUUUAAGGUUACAGAGCAGCACGUAAAGGACAAUGUAUAAAUACAGCUCUUCUUGGUCAAACAAGACCUCUCGCUAUCCCUGAUGAAUUUUCCUCAGAGAAGUAUCUCUUAUACCCGCAAAGCUACAAACCUCAUUCCAAACUACCCAACACUGAUGCAAACCAGAAAUGUGUUCUUCCACCAAAAUGAUGCACAUUUAAAACAUGCACGGUGAUUUGCUACGAGAGAAGCCAAGUGGCUUCACACCAGGUCCUCAGCUAUGCAGCCACUGCUAAGCGAAAGAAGCCUAUUUUGUAGGGCAUUUCUGAAUUGUUUAUGGAUUGCUUCAUGGGAACAGUUAAUCUGUACAGAUUAUUGAUUCCUCCCUCAGGAAAAAAAAAAAAUAUUGCGAGAGAAAAUAUAUAUGUAUAAUAUGGAGUUCAAUUUGAAAACAUUACUUAUGUUUACAUUACUCAUAUAUUUUUAAUAUAUGGAAAAAUAGAAAUUAUAAUGAAUAAUAUAUAUAUAUAUACGAACAAUGAAAUGUUAACUUUCUGGUAAGAUAUAUGAUAUCAAUGAAAGCACUUUCAUGCAUCAGAAUCAUCUGCAGUAAAUAGUCUUUGGCAUAACCAUUUUCAAGUCUUGUUGUUUUACAACCCCGAGUAAGAUGGAGUUAUGUCCCCAUAUUCCCUGUUUCCACAAGAACCCUCAACCUUGUGCAUAAAAGUGCUCUCUUAAUUAUGUUAACAAUUUGAAAUUUAAAACACUUAUCAUUAAAUAUCAUAGUCUUCAUUGUUAAAUUCCUUGGUGGGUAUAGCAACAGUUCUUAAGAUCGGCUGGUAAAAUACCAACCAGGUGGUUACCCAUCUCUAUCCAUAUUGUGUACUGGUAGGACCGAUUAUGAAGACAAUUUGAAUUGAUAAUUAUUCAAGAGCUUAAUGGCCUGAUACAAGCGUUUCUUCCUCUUUAAAGCCCAGUACAGAGCGAGAAUACAGAAUCCUUUCAAUUAUAUGAAACCAUGGGUGUGCAGUGUUUAGAAGUCAGUGAUGAGGUUUUAGCCAGAAAAAAUGUUUUAAAAGUUCUAACAGUAAAAUAUUUUCCCUUUAUGGAAGAAACAUGUCCACUUGAAAGAGACAUCAGCUUUAGAUUUCUUAAUUUUUUUGUUAUGCCUGGAUAAAUUAAAAUUUUCUAUAAAGUUAUAAGACAAAUAGGAUCAUAAAGCAUCACAGAAAUGUAUAUUUUUGAAAUGAUAUAGUUUGCACCAAGUCUAGAAACCAGCUGGCCAUUUUUACUGUUUGCCUAUUUCAAAGCAUGUGUCAUGCUACAGACCUGGCUUCAAACAUUGCCAUUUUUAUUUUAUGAUCGAUUGUUAUAUUAACCAAACAAAGUAAAUGUAGGAAGUCUUCUAUUCAGUGGUUCUCCUCUUAACUGCACUUUUUGUCCUGAAGAAUAUGUUCCCCUGGUAGAAUAUUUGGUUAAACUCUUCAAGUGGUGGGUCUAAAAGCAAACUGAACAGAUCUUAGGGCCCAGUUUCUCAUUAUGUCUUUGGACACAGACAAACAAUGCAUUCCUAUUUAUGGAAGUGAUCUUUUCGCUAGAUUAUUAAUUUAAAUAUUGGCAAACCAGUCAAUAAAGAAGUGAAGUGCAUUACAUAUUUUUUCAAUCUAGGUGUUUCAUGUUUUUCCUAUACUGUUUUAUAUACACCAUGUGACACAUAGGGGCAGAUUUAUCAAGGGUCGAAU